Molecule: messenger RNA, 5144 nt
Organism: Oreochromis aureus
Lineage: Eukaryota; Metazoa; Chordata; Actinopteri; Cichliformes; Cichlidae
Exons: 12
Coding region: 1-4356 (1451 amino acids)
Molecular function (GO): protein binding
Source: RefSeq, a predicted model, not a curated record
AUGACAGAGCAGCCGGCUGUGCUGGCCACCUCAGAGACGGUUACUCCCUCUAGGGCCUCCCCAGAGGCUGGGUGUCGCUCACCAGCUGACUCUGGACCCCUAGAGGUCAAGACGCCAGCUCCAGCAGUUUCACUGGGGAACUCACCAGAGCAGUCUCGGCUCUCAGCGCCCCCUGAGAGCUCAAGUGAGUUCACCCGUCCGCCUCCGUCCUCUGCUGAGUGUGUUGGGGAACACAUUCAGCCCUCUGAGGUCUGCAUCCCACUGUUGCUGCCUGAGUCUAGCCAUGGUGCUGCUCAGUUCCAACCAGUGUCCACACCGGCAGAGGUCUGCGUGCCUGCUGCCUCAGUGUCUGUUUCCACUGGAGGCCCGAGGCCCGUCCAGUCUCAAGCCACGUUAGCUGGGGGUUUGGAGGAGCCCAACCAGCUUCAAGUGUCGUCAGCUGGGGGUUCGGAGGAGCCCAGCCAGCUUCAACCGUCCCGCUGCCGUCAGGUCCAGCUUCUGCUGCUCCGCCGCCGCCUGGUCCUGCCUCGUCGGACUCGUCCCACGCCUGGUCCUGCCUCGUCCGGACUCGCCCACGCCUGGUCCUGCCUCGUCGGACUCGUCCACGCCUGGUCCUGCCUCGGCCUCUGUGUCUUCGUCAACGCCUGGCCCGGCUUUUGCUCCGCCAUCGGCUGGCCCAGCUCGUCCUGUUCCGCCUCGCCUCUGCCGGCCGCUUUCCAGGCUUCUAAGUUUGCAUCAUGGCGUCGAGGAGGCGACCUCCGGACAGGGUUCGUCGCCGCCGCUGGCAUCGCGGCCGACCUCCGGAUCUGCUCAGUGGCCGCCACUGCCUUCCACGUGGCCGGCCCCCAGAACUGUUUGCCCGUCGCCGCCGUUGCCGCCACCACCAUCGUUCCCAUCCCAAAGAAGUCCCCAGCAUCCUGCCUCAAUGACUACCACACCGUCGCACUCACACCCAUCAUGAUGAAGUGCUUCGAGAGGCUUGUCAUGAGGCACAUUAAGACCCUGCCGCCAUCCACACUGGACCCACUUCAGUUCGCCUAUCGCCCCAACCGGUCAGCAGAUGACGCCACAGAUACCACCCUACAUCUCGCCCUCACCCACCUGGACAAUAAGGACACAUAUAAAGUCCAGAUUGGUAGCAGCAUCGCCAACACCACCAACAACACCAACACCACCCCACUGAGCACCGGAGCCCCUCAGUUCACUGCUGUUCACUCUACUGACUCUCAACUGUGCAGCAACCACAUCAUCAAGUUCUCCGAUGACACGACUGUGGUGGGUCUCAUCAGCAAGAACGACGAGGAGGAGGAUGCUGAUGAUGUCUGUGUUGAAGAGGCUUUGGCUGAGAAGCUGAUGAAGAUUUACGUCCUGGAGAACCAAGAUGGGUCACUCAAACCGCGUGAUGUAGAGAUUGUUAUUGAGGACAUAACUGUCCUCAGGAGCCAGAAAGAGGAUGAGGGAGUCUUGGAGGGUGAAGAUAAAGAGGAGAUGAGGAACAGAGAAGCAUUUGUGAAAAUCACACUGUACAUCCUGAGGAAACUGAAGGAGGAGGAACUGGCUGACUGUCUGCAGAUCAAAAUAUUUGCACCACAUUUUCAGCACGAAUUCAAAUCUUCUCUGAAGAAGAAGUACCAGUUUCUGUUUGAGGGGGUUGCCAAAGCAGGAAACCCAACCCUCCUGAAUCAGAUCUACACAGAGCUUUACAUCACAAAGGGAGGGACUGCAGAGGUCAAUGAUGAACAUGAGGUCAGACAGAUUGAAACAGCAUCCAGGAAACCAUACAGACCAGAAACAACAAUCAGACAUGAAGAAACAACAAUCAGACCAGAAGACAUCUUUAAAGCCUCAAUUGGAAGAGAACAACCAAUCAGAACAGUGCUGACAAAGGGAGUGGCUGGGAUUGGGAAAACUGUCCUAACACAGAAGUUCACUCUGGACUGGGCUGAAGACAAAGCCAACCAGGACAUCCAGCUGAUAUUUCCAUUCACUUUCAGAGAGCUGAACAUGCUGAAAGAGAAAAAGUUCAGUUUGGUGGAACUUGUUCAUCACUUCUUUAUUGAAACCCAAAAAGCAGGAAUCUGCAGGUUUGAAGACUUCCAGGUUGUGUUAAUCUUUGAUGGUCUGGAUGAGUGUCGACUUCCUCUGGACUUCCACAAAUCUGAAAUGCUUACUGACCCUACACUGUCACACUCAGUGGACGUGCUGUUGAUAAACCUCAUUAGGGGGAAUCUUCUUCCCUCUGCUCGCCUCUGGAUAACCACACGACCUGCAGCAACCACUCAGAUCCCUCCCAGUUGUUUUGACUUGGUGACAGAGAUCAGGGGGUUCAAUGACCCACAGAAAGAGGAGUACUUCAGGAAAAGAUCUAGAGAUGAACAGCAGGCCAGCAGGAUAUUCUCCCACAUCAAGACAUCACGAAGCCUCCACAUCAUGUGCCACAUCCUAGUCUUCUGCUGGAUCACUGCUACAGUUCUGGGGGAUGUCCUGAAAACCAGAGAGGGAGAGAAGCUGCCCAAGACCCUGACUGAAUUGUACAUCCACUUCCUGGUGGUUCAGGCCAAAGUGAAAAAUGUAAAAUAUGAUGGAGGAUCUGAGACAGAUCCACCCUGGAGUCCAGAGAGCAGGAAGAUGAUUGAGUCUCUGGGAAAACUGGCUUUUGAGCAGCUGCAGAAAAGAAACCUGAUCUUCUAUGAAUCAGACCUGACAGAGUGUGGCAUCGAUAUCAGAGCAGCCUCAGUGUACUCAGGAGUGUUCACACAGAUCUUUAUAGAGGAGAGAGGACUGUACCAGGACAAGGUGUUCUGCUUCAUCCAUCUAAGUGUUCAGGAGUUUCUGGCUGCUCUUCAUGUCCAUCUGAUCUUCAUCAACUCUGGAGUCAAUCUGCUGGAAGAGCAACAAAAAACAUCCCAUCAAUCUGAACACAUCUACAAGAGUGCUGUGGAUAAGGCCUUACAGAGUCCAAAUGGACACCUGGACUUGUUCCUUCGUUUCCUCCUGGGUCUUUCACUUCAGACCAAUCAGACUCUCCUGCAAGGCCUGCUGACACAAACAGGAAGUAGCUCACAGACAAAUCAGGAAACAGUUCAGUACAUCAAGAAGAAGAUCAAUGAGAAUCUGUCUGCAGAGAAAAGCAUUAACCUUUUUCACUGUCUUAAUGAACUCAAUGACCAUUCUCUUGUGGAGGAGAUUCAACAGUCCCUGAGAUCAGGACAUCUCUCUGCAGAUAAACUGUCUCCUGCUCAGUGGUCAGCUCUGGUCUUCAUCUUACUCUCAUCAGAAAAAGAUCUGGAUGUGUUUGACCUGAAGAAAUACUCUGCUUCAGAGGAGGCUCUUCUGAGACUGCUGCCUGUGGUCAAAGCCUCCAACAAAGCUCUACUGAGUGGCUGUAACCUCUCAGAGAGAAGCUGUGAAGCUCUGUGCUCACUUCUCAGGUUCCCAUCCUCUAGUCUGAGAGAGCUGGACCUGAGUAACAACAACCUGCAGGAUUCAGGAGUGAAGCUUUUGUCUGUUGGCCUCAAGAGUCCACACUGGAAACUGGAAACUCUCAGGCUGUCAGGCUGCCUGAUCACAGAAGAAGGUUGCAAGUCUCUGGUCUCAGCUUUUAGCCUCAACUCUUCCCAUCUGAAAGAGCUGGACCUGAGCUACAAUAAUCCAGGAGAGGCAGGAGUGAAGAUGCUUGAGCAGCUAAGACUGGACACUCUGAGGGUGGAGCCUGCUGGAGUCCGAUGGUUGACACCAGGUCUGAGGAAGUAUUCCUGUCAACUCACAAUCGACACAAACACAGUGAACAGAAACCUCAAACUGUCUGACAACAACAGGAAGGUGAUACGUGUUUUAUCGAUUCCAUUAUAUCCUGAUCAUCCAGACAGAUUUGACUGGUAUCCUCAGCUGCUGUGUAAAGAUGAGCUUGAAGGUCGCUGUCAUUGGGAGGUUGAGUGGAGAAGAACGGCUUGGAUAUCAGUGAGUUACAGAGGAAUCAAAAGGAAAGGAAGGAGUGAUGAGUGUGUGUUUGGAAGGAAUGAUCAGUCCUGGAGUCUCAGAUGCUCUAAUGAUGCUCAUUCUGUCUGGCACAGAAGCAUAAAAACGUCCAUCUCCUCCUCCUCCUCCUCCUCCUCUGUCUCUAACAGAGUAGCAGUGUAUGUGGAUUGUCCUGCUGGCACUCUGUCCUUCUACAAAGUCUCCUCUGACACUCUGAUCCACCUCCACACCUUCAACACCACAUUCACUGAACCUCUUUAUCCUGGACUUGGGUUCUGGGCUCCAUCGGACGGUUUGGCAAAGGGUAUUAUCGACAUUUAUGGCCCUCCUUUGAAUAAACUAUUAUUUGACUUUGAGUCAGUGACUCUGUGUAGUUAGUGUUCCCCUGUUAGAGAAACAGUUCAGUCUGUACAUAUUUAUCUCUUUCACUCAGAAACACAUCAUGAGAUGUAUGAAAGAUCCUGAUAUUUAUUUUCAGUACAUUUAGAAUGAUGAAAGAACUCAACUUUGGCAUGUCAGUGGUGGCAUUUGGAGAAUUAAAUCAUCCUUUAGAAACUAGAUAUAAAUAUUAUAUUUUCCAACAUGAUUUUUUCCUGUGGUACAGAUGACAAUGAAAAGAUAUAAAACAGUCUGCAAAUCAUAAGUUAUUAAUUCAAAUGAUUAUUAACACCACAAGAGAAGAUUUCCUGUUAUUUGUACCACUCACUUGGUCAUGUGAUCUGGUUGUGCACUCCAUCAUAACUGACAUCGCUUUCUACUUUGAUAUUUUCAUGGUAAAUAGACUGAUUCUUGUUUAGAACUUUUGUGCACACAUUCAUACUCUGAUGGAUGAUGGAGAGGGUUAGUAUCUUGCUCAAGUAUAUUUUGCAUGCCAACUGGAGCAGCCAGGGAUUGAACCACCAACAUCCUGAUCAUUAGAUGCAUUGCUCUGUCUCCUGAGCUAUAACCAGCCAUCAUCAACGCUCUUUCUUAAACCCUCUCUGAGAGAAUCUCAAACAUGAGGAAGACAGGGAAGAGAGUGGACUCAUUAGUAAAAUGAAAAACAGCCAAUAUUGACGUUUAAGACAAGUGAGGUAACAGAAAUACUAUAUAUAUGGCAGUGGUCACCAUGGCAACAUCAAUGUCGUUUGCUGCGUAUUGUAUUGAUUCUAAUCCUGUCAGCCACA